AUGCAUCUGGAGGGCAGAGAUGGCAGGCUGGUGUCCGGCAUGUUGGAGGUGGAGCUGCAGCAGACAUCUGCUCUGACGGAGUGGCCAGAGCCCGAGGGACCAGCCCCCAGCAAGUGCAGGCUUCCUCCAGGAGCUGGCGGGGCAGACCCUCCAAGCUCCUGCCCUGGUGGGGCUGUGGGACAGAGCUGCAGCGUUCCUGCAAGACAGGAUUUUGGCUUGUCUUUCCUGAAGUGGAGGUCUCACUCUCCUUUGCCCCAGAUCUUCAGCUCCGGGUCUAAAGACCCCUGCUUUACAGAAAACACUCCUUUGCUAAGGAACUCCUCACAGGAAAAAGGGUCCCUGUGCGUGCCCGGCUUCCAGCCUGAGCGCGUCUCUGCCGAGGAUUCCUGGGACAGCAGCUCGGCGGAGUGGGAGCGCAGGUGGCCGCUGGGCGGGGAGGCGGCCGUGGCCUGCUCGGAGAAGGCCGAGCUUCUGGACAGCAGCCAAGGCUACGGCCACAGGCGGCUUCCGAGGCUGAGACAGUGUGUGCGGUGGCUGAAAGUCUCUGGCCUGUUUAUCUUUGUAGUGUUGUGUUCCAUUUUAUUCAGCCUGUAUCCAGAUCAAGGAAAGUUCUGGCAGCUGUUGGCUUUGUCACCGCUGGAAAACUACUCUGUGAACCUCAGCAGCCACGCAGACUCCACACGGCUGCAGGUGGACCUGGCGGGUGCGCUGCUGGCCAGCAGGCCGAGUCGUCCUGGGAGAGAAGAGCACAUUGUGGUGGAGGUGACCCAGGCAGAUGCUCCAGGCUCCAGGCGUCGGAGGCCACAGCAGGUCACUUACAACUGGACAAUAUUUUUAAAUCCGAGAAGAAACGAACGUUCGGUGCUGAGUAGGACCUUUGAAGUUUUGAGCAGAGAGCCUGUGUCCAUCAGCAUUUGGGCCUCCCUCCAGCAGACCAAGGCCGUUCCUCUUCUGAUGGCUCAUCAGUACCUCCCUGCAAGUGUAGAAGCUCAAGUGACCAUCGCUGCAGCCAUCCUAGCAGGCGUCUAUGUACUGAUUAUAUUUGAGAUCGUUCACAGAACCCUGGCAGCCAUGCUCGGCUCCCUUGCAGCACUGGCGGCACUGGCUGUCAUUGGCGAUAGACCCAGCCUGACCCACGUGGUGGAGUGGAUUGAUUUUGAGACCCUGGCCCUGCUGUUUGGCAUGAUGAUCUUAGUAGCCAUAUUUUCAGAAACUGGAUUUUUUGAUUAUUGUGCUGUAAAGGCAUACCGACUCUCCCGGGGGAGAGUGUGGGCCAUGAUCAUCAUGCUGUGUCUCAUUGCUGCCGUGCUCUCUGCCUUCUUGGACAACGUCACCACGAUGCUCCUCUUCACUCCUGUAACCAUAAGAUUAUGUGAGGUGCUCAACCUUGAUCCACGACAAGUCCUGAUUGCAGAAGUGAUCUUCACAAACAUCGGAGGAGCUGCCACUGCCAUUGGGGACCCACCAAAUGUCAUUAUUGUUUCCAACCAGGAGUUGAGGAAGAUGGGCCUGGAUUUUGCAGGAUUCACAGGGCACAUGUUCCUGGGGAUCAGCCUCGUCCUACUGUUCUCAUUCCCUCUCCUCAGACUCCUUUACUGGAACAGAAAGCUCUACAACAAGGAGCCCAGCGACAUUGUUGAACUGAAGCAUGAGAUUCACGUCUGGCGCCUGACGGCUCAGCGCAUCAGCCCAGCCAGUUGCGAGGAGACCGCUGUGCGCAGCCUGCUGCUGGGGAAGGUGCUGGCGCUGGAGCACCUGCUCGCCCGGAGGCUGCGCACCUUCCACAGGCAGAUCUCACAAGAAGAUAAAAAUUGGGAGACCAACAUCCAGGAGCUACAAAAAAAGCACAGGAUAUCAGACGGGGUCCUGCUCGCCAAGUGCCUGACGGUGUUGGGAUUCGUCAUCUUCACCUUCUUUCUCAAUUCCUUUGUCCCUGGCAUUCACUUGGAUCUUGGAUGGAUUGCUAUUCUGGGUGCCAUCUGGUUGCUAAUAUUAGCUGAUAUUCAUGAUUUUGAGAUAAUUCUACACAGAGUGGAAUGGGCAACUCUUCUGUUCUUUGCAGCACUCUUUGUUCUGAUGGAGGCGCUGGCACACCUCCACUUAAUAGAAUAUGUUGGAGAGCAGACUGCUUUGCUAAUAAAGAUGGUCCCAGAGGACCAGCGCCUCGUGGCUGCCAUCAUCCUGGUGGUCUGGGUCUCAGCCUUGGCUUCCUCCUUGAUUGACAACAUCCCAUUCACCGCUACAAUGAUCCCCGUGCUCCUGAACCUGAGCCAGGACCCAGAGGUCAGCCUGCCUGUGCCACCACUCAUGUACGCGCUGGCCCUUGGCGCCUGCCUGGGAGGGAAUGGAACACUGAUUGGAGCCUCAGCAAAUGUCGUGUGUGCAGGGAUUGCAGAGCAGCACGGAUACGGGUUCUCAUUCAUGGAAUUUUUCAGACUGGGCUUCCCGAUGAUGGUGGUGUCCUGUACCGUGGGGAUGUGCUACCUGCUCAUUGCUCACGUGGUGGUGGGCUGGGACUAG
This is a messenger RNA of Otolemur garnettii (small-eared galago), 2520 nucleotides long. RefSeq names its product OCA2 melanosomal transmembrane protein (gene OCA2). Gene Ontology annotation, cellular component: melanosome membrane. The coding region runs from base 1 to 2520 and encodes 839 amino acids. The transcript has 23 exons. Gene Ontology annotation, biological process: melanin biosynthetic process; transmembrane transport; melanocyte differentiation. The record is from RefSeq and is a predicted model, not a curated record. Lineage: Eukaryota; Metazoa; Chordata; Mammalia; Primates; Galagidae.